ACAUGGAGUAGAUCUUUACAAAGGCAUACCUCUGAAAUUUUACAGUGUAGUUCAGAAAAUUCAGACUUGUUUCAAAAUAGUUUAACUGUGAAUAUAGGACAAGGUGCGUCAUUAAGUGGCAUUAUUCACGAGUGGUUUCGGGAAAUUCAACAUUUGUUUCCUUACGAGGCAUCUUGUUUGGAUUCUUCUCCAUGUAGCAAUAUAUUAACGAUGAUAAAUGCAGGCCACCAUUCCAUAGGGUGUUCAAUUAAAAGAUGCAGUGGUAAAAUUAAACUGCUUUGCAUGUACGAGGGAGGCGCUGAGUAUCCCCCGGUGUACAAACCAGGCGCCCCCUGUACAAAGUGUUCCGACGAGGCUGCCUUUUGUGAGAACGGGCUUUGUGUUGCGUGUAACCCAACUACAGAGAGUUGCGACUGCAGAAAGACUUGUAAUAAACCCUUGAUAGGCCAAGGAACUCUAGACAACAGUACAUGUACUUGUACCUGUAGUUCUGGAAUGGGUCCGAAUUGUGACGAGGAAUGUAAGAAUCAAAACAUGUAUGAAAAUUGGGACAUCUGCGAGGAAGUGACUGAGGCCGAGUGUAAUUCGCCAUAUCCAGAGGAAAGAGAAAUGUUCGAAGAGUUCUGUCCCCUGAAAUGUGGGGCAUGUAAUACUUUUCCAUACAGCCAAAUUUUCUCAGCUUUGAUGAGGAGAAGUAGAGGGAAGUAACAAAAGUAAUGAGAAUUUUUCAGUGGACGAAAGCUGCAACUGGACAUAACACAAACAAUUUAUAAGAAUUGUAAUUUAUGUCCAACAUUUAUUAACUGAAGUAACUGAGGGUCUACCCCCUGAGGCUUACACUUUAGUAAAACAAAGCUUCUCCGAUUUUGUGCUGCUUAUCAUCAAAGCAUACUUGUGAUUGAAGACAUAUCUGUUGUAAGAAGCCACCGUCUCUAUAACUUCUAUUUAUUUAUUUUCCAUUGUAGUCAAGCUCUAUUUGAAUAUUCCUCAUUUACAUUCAAUUUUUU
Messenger RNA from Saccostrea cuccullata (small rock oyster), 1007 nucleotides. Its product is annotated as cysteine-rich venom protein-like. The record is from RefSeq and is a predicted model, not a curated record. The annotation marks the transcript as partial. Lineage: Eukaryota; Metazoa; Mollusca; Bivalvia; Ostreida; Ostreidae. The transcript has 7 exons.